AUGUCGCUGUCCGUGAAACCCAAUCACCGUGCUUGGUGGAAGGAGUGCUCCGUGUAUCAGAUCUGGCCAGCAUCAUUCAAAGACUCAAAUGAUGACGGUAUCGGGGAUAUUCCAGGAAUCAUUUCACAGCUCGACUAUAUCAAGAACAUUGGGGUGGAUAUUGUCUGGCUAUGCCCCUCGUACAAGUCCCCGCAAGUGGAUAUGGGCUAUGAUAUCGCCGAUUACUACAGCAUCGCCGACGAGUAUGGUACGGUCGCAGAUGUCGAGGAAUUGAUUCAGGGUUGCCACGAGCGUGGAAUGAAGCUUCUCAUGGAUCUAGUCGUCAAUCACACUAGUGAUCAGCACGAUUGGUUCAAGCAGUCUCGGAGCUCGCGAGACAACGAGUACCGGAACUGGUAUAUCUGGAAGCCUGCAAAGUAUGAUGAGCAUGGCAACCGUCAUCCUCCAAACAAUUGGGUCUCUCACUUUCAAGGUAGUGCGUGGCAGUAUGACGAACUAACAGAUGAGUACUAUCUUCAUCUCUACGCCACCGAGCAGCCAGACCUUAAUUGGGAGCAUCCUCCAGUACGCAAGGCAGUCCACGAUAUUAUCCGUUUCUGGUUAGACAAGGGUUGCGAUGGAUUCCGGAUGGAUGUGAUCAACUUCAUCAGCAAAGACCAGGCAUUCCCAGAUGCCCCAGUGAAGGACCCGCGAACCCCCUGGCAAUGGGGAGAUAAAUACUACGCAAACGGGCCUCGCUUGCACGAGUACUUGCAAGACAUUGGCAAGAUUCUCAAGGAAUACGAUGCUUUCAGCGUGGGUGAGAUGCCUUUCGUCAAGGACGAGAAAGAGGUGCUUCGAGCCGUGCAAUUCGAUCGCAACGAGAUCAACAUGAUCUUUAACUUUGAGCAUGUGGACAUUGACCACGGAGAAUUUGAUAAAUUCGAGCCGGGCAGUUGGAAAUUGACUGACCUCAAAGACUUUUUCCAGCGAUGGCAGACCUUCAUGUAUGAAAAUGACGGUUGGAAUGCUCUCUAUUGGGAGAAUCAUGACCAGCCACGAUCAAUUGAUCGUUACACCAAUGCUGAUGAGGAACAUCGUGAUGUUGCCGCUAAGAUGCUGGCAAUUGCGCUAGCCUUGCAGUCUGGCACACCCUUCGUGUAUCAAGGGCAAGAGCUUGCAAUGAGAAAUGUCCCUGCCUCGUGGGGCAUCGAAGAGUACAAGGACAUUGACUGUCUCAAUCAUUGGAACCGAUUGAUUAAGAGCAAGCACUUCGAUACCGCAGCCCAACAAACUGCCCUUCGAGAGUAUCGGAAGAAGUCCAGGGAUAAUGCACGAACCCCAGUUCAAUGGACUGACGACCCGAAUGGCGGUUUUACUGGUCCCAAUGUCAGACCCUGGAUGUCCGUGAAUGAUGACUACGUCCGAGUCAAUGCCGCAGCGGCAGUUAGUGACCCCAAUUCCUCUUAUCACUUCUGGGCAUCCGUUCUUAAGUUGCGCAAGAGGCACCUGGACCUUUUCGUGUACGGUGACUGGAAGAUCGUGGACGCUCCCAGCCAGGAGGUAUUUGCGUAUACUCGCCAGUACGAGGACCAAAAGGCUCUGAUUCUGUGCAACUGGACUGAUCAAAGUGUUACAUGGGAUGCGCUGAGCAAUGGAAUCCGCGCGGUCAAGAGCGUGCUCUUGAAUAAUUACGAACGAUCGGCGGAGGCCUCGAAGCGCUUCUCCGGAGACCACAGAGUAUACGGAAAGAUAAUCAUUCGCUCCGAAACUUCCUGA
Messenger RNA from Penicillium brasilianum, 1758 nucleotides. NCBI's taxonomy places the organism in Eukaryota, Fungi, Ascomycota, Eurotiomycetes, Eurotiales, Aspergillaceae. The record is from the annotation of a GenBank genome assembly.